AUGGAUGUUUCCUGGUUCGUUUUCGGAAUCAAAAAGACUAUGAAGCGGCUACAAUGGGGGGGUCUAUGGCUAUUAGGCGAUACCUACCUCACAGUUCAUCGAUGGUUUAAAGGAUUUAAUCCAUGGAAGACAGUGGUGACGCCAACGAUGGUAUGGGCUCAACUACUUGAACUCCCGAUAGAGUUUAUAAACAAGGAAGCGGUAAUGAAGAUUGGUGAAUGGUUGGGGAAACCUGUCCGGGCCGACCGCGCUACUGAACUUGGGGCUCGAGGCAAAUAUGCCCGACUGUGUGCGGAGGUUGAUCUCACCCAGCCGUUGAUAUCAAAUUUUAAAAUUGAGGGCACAACUUAUCUAGUCCAGUAUGAAGGGUUGGAUGAUCUAUGCACUCACUGCGGUACUUAUGGGAAAUCUACUAAAAAUUGCCACUGUAUUCCGGAGGGACUGGAGAUGGAGACUGAGGAUGUUAUGAAGGAGAAGGUGGAUAUGCCGGAAGACCCAUCGCAGGGUAGAACAUACGGGGAAUGGAUGAAGGUGUAG
Linum tenue is the source of this 537-nucleotide messenger RNA. The record is from the annotation of a GenBank genome assembly. NCBI's taxonomy places the organism in Eukaryota, Viridiplantae, Streptophyta, Magnoliopsida, Malpighiales, Linaceae.